UGCCUGCGGGCGCAGCCCUGGGCGGCUCUAUUGUCUGCGCUGUCCUUGCGGCCAACAGGCAUCGUGUAACAACAAUAUAUAUAUGUAUAUAUAUUUUUUUUCAGCGAAAAGUAUUUUUUUUUCGAAUACGGAUGUUUUUGUUCUGCUAGCCUGGCUCUUUGUGGAUCUCUUCCCCACCCGUGAGGCCCCUGGUUGAGUGGGUGGCUGCUCGCUGUGGGCUGGACCAUGCAGUGGUCGUGGUCGGGGUGGCGGUGGCUUUCAGCCUGGUUGUUUACAUCUCAGCCUGUGUUUUAGCGUGAUGCUCCACCGUUUAGCUGGUGGCGAAAAUGGAAUUAUGAAAUGGGAGCUUGAAGCAGAGGUUCAGUUGGCUUUCGGGUGUUUCAAAGAUGACCGUAUUGUGUUCUGGACUUGGAUGUUUUCAACGUAUUUUAUGGAGAAAUGGGCCCCCCGGCAAGAUGAUAUGCUCUUCUAUGUCCGUCGAAAACUGUCCUAUGUCAGUGGGGAUAGUACAGAGGGGAAAAAGCAGGUUGAAGUUGAAGUUUACCGAAGAGAUUCUAAGAAGCUUCCUGGGCUGGGAGACCCUGACAUUGACUGGGAAGAGAGCGUCUACUUGAACCUCAUUCUACAGAAGCUGGAUUAUGUGGUGACGUGUGCUGUGUGCACACGCUCCGAUGGAGGAGACAUUCACAUUCACAAAAAGAAAUCUCAGCAAGUGUUUGCAUCUCCUAGCAAACACCCAAUGGACAGCAAAGGAGAGGAGUCAAAGAUCAGCUAUCCCAACAUAUUUUUCAUGAUCGACAGUUUUGAAGAGGUUUUCAGUGACAUGACUGUAGGAGAAGGAGAAAUGGUCUGUGUGGAGCUGGUUGCCAGUGACAAAAGCAACACCUUCCAAGGAGUGAUUUUUCAGGGGUCCAUCCGCUAUGAAGCACUCAAGAAGGUCUAUGACAACAGGGUGAGUGUUGCAGCAAAGAUGGCUCAAAAAAUGUCUUUUGGCUUCUAUAAAUAUAACAACAUGGAGUUUGUCCGAAUGAAAGGGCCACAAGGGAAAGGACACGCGGAAAUGGCAGUGAGUAGAGUUUCUACUGGUGACACUUCACCAUAUGGUACAGAAGAGGACUCAAAUCCAGAUUCCCCAGUGCAUGAGAGAGUCACUUCUUUCAGCACACCACCAACCCCAGAACGCAACAAUCGCCCAUCCUUUUUCUCCCCAUCCCUUAAGAGAAAAGUGCCUCGAAAUCGAAUUGCUGAGAUGAAAAAAUCCCACUCAGCAAAUGACAGCGAGGAGUUCUUCAGAGACGAUGAUGGUGGAGAUCUACACAAUGCAACAAAUCUGAGGUCGCGGUCCUUAUCUGGAACAGGACGGUCUCUGGUGGGCUCAUGGCUGAAGCUGAACAGAACAGAUGAAAAUUUUCUACUCUAUGCACACUUAACUUACAUCACUUUGCCAUUGCAUCGAAUUUUAACAGAUAUCCUGGAAGUGCGGCAGAAACCAAUUCUGAUGAUAUAGCAGAGAGCGGGCACAGCCUUGGAGCCUUGUUGCCAAGUGCCUAACCACAGCGGUUUUCUGUGCUAACACUACCAUCUAGUGUCAGGAACAUAAACCUCCACUGGAAAAAGGGAAGUCAAAGAAUACCAGCCGAUCAAAAGUGCCUCUUUCUUCCUUCCUCUGCUGUCAUACACCGUAUGCACAUUUGCAGUACAUCACUUGAGCGUUUCUGACUGGAAGAGGACUUUCAGCAAAAUAAAACAAGAAGGGGCUGUGUUUAAACGGAGUCAAUGCUUUAUGAACAGUUUAUUACUGUGUUUACUUUAUAACUAAGAAACCAACAAUAUGUACAGAAUGUGAUAAACUUUAUAUUUGAGAGAAACAAUUUGAGAAUUUCAUAAUGAUGUACUAAUGAACGUCAUUCCAUAGACUCUC
Messenger RNA from Cygnus olor (mute swan), 1921 nucleotides. RefSeq names its product KIAA0930 ortholog. Bases 299 to 1507 code for a protein of 402 amino acids. The record is from RefSeq and is a predicted model, not a curated record. Lineage: Eukaryota; Metazoa; Chordata; Aves; Anseriformes; Anatidae. The transcript has 10 exons.